Lolium rigidum is the source of this 1375-nucleotide messenger RNA. RefSeq lists its product as uncharacterized. NCBI's taxonomy places the organism in Eukaryota, Viridiplantae, Streptophyta, Magnoliopsida, Poales, Poaceae. The record is from RefSeq and is a predicted model, not a curated record. Gene Ontology annotation, molecular function: protein binding. The transcript has 2 exons. Bases 11 to 1159 code for a protein of 382 amino acids.
GCGGACAGAGAUGCCACGGCGGCCAACUGGGUGUCCGCGGCGGCGCCGGGGGAAGAAGCCAAAGCUGGAGGAGACGCCAGUACAAGGAGAUCCAGCGCCGCCGGUGUACAUGCUACUAGGCCACGGCAGCGUGCGCCCUGCCUACUCCGUCUUCAAGGUGGACCCUUACGCCAACGGCGGACGCAAGGCCCGCCUCCUCGCGCGCCUCGAGUGCAAGCACAGCAAGUCUUUCGUUUCCGUCAGAUCCAAGCACUGCGCGUGGAUCGUCGGCGUCGGGGGCAGCUCCACCAAGAGCAGCUACGGCGCCGAGACCAUCAUCUUCGACGCCGACACGCACAAGGUGAUCACGGGGCCCGAUCCCGGCUCGACCAAGCGGAACCCGGUCCUCCUCACCGUCGGCCAAAGGGUCUACGCCCUGGCCCGCUGCCCCUCCGUCAACGGAAGGCCAGACAACGCCUACGACGGCCGCAUCAACUUCUGCCCCUGGUUCGAGGUCCUCGAUCUCUCCCAAGCCGAGGUGGUCGACGGCUCCCUCACGGGCUGCGAAUGGAAGGCCCUUCCGACCCCACCCUUCUUCCCAUGGGGCCUCAACCCGUACCAGUACAUCAGACCCACCAUGCGGGAUUUCACCGUCAAGUCCUACGCCGCUGUCGGUUCCUACAUACUGGUCUCCGUCGCCGGGCAUCCGGGGAUACACGCCUUCGACACGGACAAGGAGCUGUGGACGACCUUGGAUGCUACCAACACCCUGCCAUUCAGCCAGGGCGCCAUCCCCCACGGCUCUGACCUCUUCCUCGGCGUGUCAAGGGCCACUGGGGCCAUCACCGCCUACAAGAUCAGCGUUGUCGCCGGUGUCGCGCUGGCCAUAAUGGAGAUCCCGGUACUGUCUGCCCUGCCAGGCGAUGAGGAGGUAAUGACCACCAACAAGUUCCUGUCCCUGGGAAUCGACCGUGGUUUCUGUUCAGUCAAUAGCUGGAGCGUCGACGAGUCAUGGGAUCCUCCGUACCUGCGUGCCAACAUCAAGGUGAUAGCUUAUGGAACUGAGGAUUUCGAGGGGACAUGUCUAGACGUGUCCAAGCGCUGGAAGCAGCUUUUCAAGAUUCAUGAUCCAGUCCGAACACUAGAUUCCCCUUGCGUGGCUGCCGUCUUCUCCCUAUGAGUAGUAGUACAUGGCCCAGCAUGAUUGAUUUACUGUGGAGUCGAGCGUGGGAUAUGGAAUCUUGGAAUUAGCUAAUCUGCCUUGCUCGUGUUUUAUUCUUGUGCUAAAUAUUAAGAACUGCAUGUUUGCUGUGUGAAGAAACUGUAUCGGACCUUGAAAGAAUCUCUCCAUGUAUCAGCUUUUAUUUUGUUUACGUAAUCUGUUUCAGAAAGCUAA